AUGAAAAAAGAACCGCACCUGGCGAAACGGAAUCGAGGCAUCCGUAAUGAGGACAACAAACUCCCACUGCAAGAGGCUGUAGAGCACGUCGUGGACCGACGUGAUACCAGGGUCUAUGACCCGGACCCAUAUAAGGGGGCCCAGCGAGGGGCUGAAAAGUCGGAGGGGAAGGACAAGGGGAAGAAAAGAACAGCGCAGGGGCCGGAAGAAGGGGCUAAAACGGAGAAGCUACCUGAGAACCGCAAAGAGACGAAAGCGAAGCAGGGGCCUGGCGUAGGGGCUAAACCGUCCGGAGAGCGUGCCGAGGUGGAUGCCGGAGCGUUGGAGGAGUCCCAGGGAGGCGCAGAGAAGUCGAAGCGGGGGACAAAGAGGGGGAAGGAAGCAGAGGAGCCGGGAGGAGAGAGCGGCGAAGCCUCUAGAACGGUGAAGUGGAGGGGGAGAAAGCAGAGAAGGAGGCGCAGACGGGGGCGGAGUUGUCCCAGGGGGAUACGGAAGCCGGAAAGAAGCGCCGGGGAGGGACAUAAUCGUGCAGAAGGAGAGAAGACAGUGGCUUGA
This is a messenger RNA of Klebsormidium nitens, 555 nucleotides long. The record is from the annotation of a GenBank genome assembly. NCBI's taxonomy places the organism in Eukaryota, Viridiplantae, Streptophyta, Klebsormidiophyceae, Klebsormidiales, Klebsormidiaceae.